ACCGCCAUGCAUCACUGAUUCGAAUCGACUUCCGUCGUUACAGUUCCAGUUCAGCCGCGAGAAUUCGGAGAAGACUUUUCCCGCGAAAAUUCAUCCCCAAGCGCUAGGUUUCUUCCAUUCACGAAAUUCGCUAUUCUUUCUCUGCAGACUCCAUUCGCCAACAAUUUGUUGAAGUUUCGAUCAUUGAUCUCACUUCGGAGAAGAAUAAGAAAAUCGCCGGCUCCGUUGCGACGUUCUUUCAUUAUUUCUUACUAGAUUGAUCUCUCUAAUUGCUGGACACGAUAUAAAUCGGAAAAUUUCAGCUACCCUGCUUUUGUAUGCCCCACAAUGCCAUGGAAUUGUUGGUAAUCUUUAAAGGCUGAAAUGAGAUGCAAUGCGUGCUGGCGAGAGUUGGAAGGGCGAGCCAUUUCCACCACGUGUGGUCACGUUUUAUUUUGCAUUCUAAAAGGCACAGAAGAUGCCAGCAAAAUUCUCAGCAACGAUGGAGCAUGUCCUAUUUGUGAUCAAGUGCUCUCUAAGAGUCUUAUGAAACCUGUGGAUGUCAAUCCAACUGAUGAAUGGAUAAACAUGGCCCUCGCUGGAUUGAAUCCCCAGAUAUUGAUGAAGGCUACAUACAAAAGCAUAAUGUUCUAUGUUGGGCAAAGGGACUUGGAAAUGCAGUACAAGAUGAACAGAUUAGUUGCUCAAUGCAAGCAAAAAUGUGAAGCAAUGCAUGAAAAGUUUACAGAAAAACUGGAGCAGGUACACACUGCAUAUCAGAAAAUGGCAAAAAGGUGCCAAAUGCUGGAGCAAGAGAAUGAGAGCUUAUCUAAAGACAAGCAGGAGCUCCAGGAUAAAUUUGCAGAAAAAUCUCGACAGAAGAGGAAAUUAGACGAACUGUAUGAUCAAUUAAGAAGUGAGUACGAGUCUAUGAAAAGAUCUGCCAUCCAACCAGCAAACAAUUUUUAUUCAAGAAACGAACAUGAUUUGUUUUCCAACCCAACGAACAUUGCAAGUAACAGAGAAGGUCCGAGAAGAGAUUGGCGGGUUACGCCUCAAACUCCAGGGCCUCGAGAGGAUAUAUGGACAGCACGGCAGAAUAGCUCAAACUCCGUUGGUCCCUUUGAUAUCUCUGUUGGUUCACCAGCAAAACAAGCUGGUGUUCCAGUCGAUGGCGGAAACAGAAGAGCUGGUGCUCAUUCUGUUUUUGGAACUGGAACAGGAAACCCCUCAAUGACUUUGAGGAACUUGAUACUCUCCCCUAUCAAGAGGCCUGAACUCUCUCGUAACAGAGCACAUUUGUUUACGUUGUAGGAGCAAGGUUGAAGAUUUUCUGUUCACUAGACUAAUGAACUAGUUUAACAACUUUUCAUCCACUUAGUAUGUAUCCUUUUUUUCAUGUGAAAAAUAACACUGCUACCUUU
This is a messenger RNA of Humulus lupulus (European hop), 1403 nucleotides long. Its product is annotated as E3 ubiquitin-protein ligase CCNB1IP1 homolog. The record is from RefSeq and is a predicted model, not a curated record. The coding region runs from base 364 to 1293 and encodes 309 amino acids. Lineage: Eukaryota; Viridiplantae; Streptophyta; Magnoliopsida; Rosales; Cannabaceae. The transcript is spliced from 10 exons. Gene Ontology annotation, biological process: chiasma assembly.